This is a messenger RNA of Raphanus sativus (radish), 474 nucleotides long. RefSeq lists its product as uncharacterized. Lineage: Eukaryota; Viridiplantae; Streptophyta; Magnoliopsida; Brassicales; Brassicaceae. The coding region runs from base 63 to 275 and encodes 70 amino acids. The record is from RefSeq and is a predicted model, not a curated record. The transcript is spliced from 2 exons.
CGGGGCUGGUCUCUUAUUGAAGCUAUAGAAUCGGAGCGUGAUUUGAGAAAGGAGGAAGAAGGAUGGGGUACGUGUUGAGGGUAAGAAUGGCGUCUUUCUUCGCCGGAGCUGCGACCGCGUCUUUGAUCGGCCUAUCUGUUCUCUACAAGGAUUACAAACUCGCUCACGAAUCCAUUUCUCACCAGGCAAAGGCUUUUCAUGACUCUCUGGAUACAAGGAUCUCUACUCUUGAGAGUUUGAGACAGAGUGAAGUUCCUCAGGCAACAACUGAUUAGUAUAUGUUUCAUACAUUCUGUUCUGUCUUGCUGCUGAUGUUGUUUAUUUGAGGUGUUCUUUUUUUUGUUUUGCGGUUUUGGAUAAACUUGAAAGUUCUUGUAUGACUACUGUUAUCAAACGAUUAAGUUAAUGUAGUCUACAAUGGAUUGAAACUUGCUGUAACACUCUGCCAAUUAUAAAAAUUUAUGUUUCAGUUUA